Molecule: messenger RNA, 243 nt
Organism: Lactuca virosa
Lineage: Eukaryota; Viridiplantae; Streptophyta; Magnoliopsida; Asterales; Asteraceae
Source: the annotation of a GenBank genome assembly
AUGCCGUAUGGGUCGAAAAAAGCACAGGAGUUAAGGGGGAUGUCUUUGGCUGAUGUUGCUUUGGAGGUUCAUGAGUUCUUGCAGACUGCAACUAACAAAGAGCAUUUCCUGGAGCUGAUAGAUUGGGUGGCAGAAAAACGGCCACAACCACUGAUAUCGAAGGCAUUUGCCGGUGAAGAGAUGUCAGUGAUGGUGUCAGCAGGACAAAGGUUUCACACCAUGGACAGAAGCGAUGGAAAUUAG